Ictalurus punctatus (channel catfish) is the source of this 1752-nucleotide messenger RNA. RefSeq names its product transcription factor 21 (gene msc). The transcript is spliced from 3 exons. Gene Ontology annotation, biological process: skeletal muscle tissue development; regulation of transcription by RNA polymerase II. Bases 329 to 790 code for a protein of 153 amino acids. NCBI's taxonomy places the organism in Eukaryota, Metazoa, Chordata, Actinopteri, Siluriformes, Ictaluridae. The record is from RefSeq and is a predicted model, not a curated record. Gene Ontology annotation, molecular function: protein dimerization activity; DNA-binding transcription factor activity, RNA polymerase II-specific; RNA polymerase II transcription regulatory region sequence-specific DNA binding.
CUGCAGACUUGCUGAAAACUCAGGUUGGUCUGGAGAAAAGGGGUGUGUGAAAAGCAAAAGAAAAAAAACCUCAGUGUGUGUGUGUGUGUGUGUGUGUGUGUGUGUGUGUGUGUGUGUGUGUGUGACAAUUUAAGUGAGUGGAAAGAGACAAGGGACGACGUCUUAUCUGAAGAGAACACUCAAGGCAAAGAGAGCUAUAUCUGCUGUUUGACAUAAUUCUAGCUCAAUACAGACUUAAGAAAGACCACUGGAGCUUCAUCAAAAGCUAUACCUGGAAAGAAACAUACUUAUAUAUCAUAUUGUAGGUGGAAGAAUAAGAAUAGCAAUAAUGUCCACCGGUUCACUGAGUGACGCCGACGAUGCACCGGAAACAUCAUUUGCACGCCUUGAUUCUCACUCUGAAGAUGACUUUAAUCGUGAUGAAGGACUCAACAUCAAACCCAAACGAGCUAACAUGCAAAAGCGAGCAAAAAGCCCAAAAGAUGGACGACAGUCACAGCGGCAUGCGGCAAACGCACGUGAAAGAGCGAGGAUGAGAGUCCUAGCAAAAGCGUUCUCUCGUCUGAAGACAAGUUUACCGUGGGUUCCGGCAGACACCAAACUGUCCAAACUGGACACACUGAGACUCGCCUCGAGCUACAUCAAUCAUCUCAGACAGCUGCUGCAUGAGGACAAAUAUGAAAAGACCCUCGUCCAUCCGGUAAAUUUGUCAUGGCCUUUCGUGGUUUCAGGAAGACCAGAUGACACAAAAGACAUUUCAACUUUCAGACUGUGUGGAGCUACAGCCUAGACCUUCAUCACUCUAACUGAUUUUUUCCCCCUUCUCGAUUUCAAAUACAUCGUCUUUUUAUUGAAAUGACAGUAUUUCUCUUUCCUGUUACUCUUUCUUUGCCAUGUCUCGUUCGUUAUUCCCAUUUUUUCUUUCCCUUUUCACCCUUUUUUCCCAUCUCCCUUUUUUUUUUUUUUUUUGCUUUAAUUUCCCCUCAGCCACAUGCUUGUCUUCAGUAUUUCACUUAAAUUUUUUUGAUUUUACAGUUAAAAAAAAAAAAAACUUUUAUUUUUAAUAAUGGCAUAUUCUUCUGAGGGUCGGUUAAAAAAAAAAACAAAACAACAAAACAAUUUGUGUACAAAUGACGAACAUUUUUACAUUUUUUUUUCGUACUUCCUAAUAACAUCCAGGAAAUACAUCUUCGUAUCUUUUAAAUUUCUUUAUCGCUGUGUCUUCCUCAUUCUUACUCUUAUCUUCAAAUCUUCGAGUGCUGAAACUGCCUGUGAGCUAAGAUUUCUUUUUUGUAAUUUUUUAAUUUUUUUUUAAUGGAAUGUAUAUGUUAGUGUUUUUUUUUUUUCUCUCAUUUAAAAAAAAAAAAAUAUCCCAUGAGCUCAAUUUUGGGUGGCAUUUAGAGUGUGUUACAGGGUCAAUCAGUAUCAAUUCAUCACUACACAUCGGAGGCUUUAUAUUUUGUUUUUAUUUUGUGAACACGGUUUUAUGUCACUGUGUUAAAUGAAAUGUCUAGUCUUUUUUUUUUUUUUUUUUUUUUGUGUGUGUGUGUGUGAAAUGCUUGCAUUGUGUCCAUUUAAUAUGCAUGAUUUUUUUCAGUGUUUAUUUAUAUUUUCAAAAGGUUUGAUAUGUUGGAAAUGCUGUUAAUCACAUUGGACUCUAUUUUUCUAAUAAAGCAAAUGACAAUCUUUAACUGUACUAUUAUUAUUUGAUGUUAUUCAUAGUCUAAACAUGUGCCAUAUGAUGUACGAUCA